AUGAAUCGUUUUGGAGAUCCAUCUAUUGUAUCUCAUUAUCAGUUUACACGUUCAUCAGGAGCAACAUCUCGACCACAAUCAAGUUUACCAUCUAAGGAUGCUGUUACUGAUAUGUUUAAUGUUGGUAUUGAUAAUCGAAAUCAACUUCAUAGAUCUGAUUCACCAGUAUCAUCAUCAUCAAAACGAAUUGUUCGACAUCCAGUACAUAUUCCAACAGCUUCAGUUGUAGUUUCGCCUCCAAUUCUUAAUGAACGAAGUUCAACACCAGAUCAAAAUCUAACUCCUGAUCGACCAUCAUCAGCAUUUGUAAGUUCACGUUUUACUCAUUCAAUGCCAGUUCGAUUGAAAUCUACUGCUAUAUUAAUACCAAUAUCAAGUAAUGCAGAACCAAUAUCAUAUCAAAAUUUUCCAAAACAUAAUCAUGAAAAACGAAAAGUAGCAAAUGAUAAGAAACGAAAAAAACAACAAAAACAAAUGUUUUUCGAUAGACAAUCUGAAACAGAAACAUGGCAUCGUUUAAGACGAUCAUUAGUUGAACUUAAACGUCUAGCAGCAACACAAGAUAUUCUUAUUAGUCCAAGUAUGUCACGUUUUCAUUGUGAUGGAUAUACAUGUACAACACUGAAAGAAACUAUCAAUGAACAACAAGAAGAGAAAAAAGCAGCUUCGUUCAAAUCAGAAUCAGGUACAAUAUUUCGUAUUAUUUAA
Adineta steineri is the source of this 708-nucleotide messenger RNA. Lineage: Eukaryota; Metazoa; Rotifera; Eurotatoria; Adinetida; Adinetidae. The record is from the annotation of a GenBank genome assembly.